This is a messenger RNA of Botrytis sinoallii, 1587 nucleotides long. RefSeq lists its product as uncharacterized. Bases 1 to 1587 code for a protein of 528 amino acids. Gene Ontology annotation, cellular component: membrane. The transcript has 3 exons. The record is from RefSeq and is a predicted model, not a curated record. Lineage: Eukaryota; Fungi; Ascomycota; Leotiomycetes; Helotiales; Sclerotiniaceae. Gene Ontology annotation, molecular function: transmembrane transporter activity. Gene Ontology annotation, biological process: transmembrane transport.
AUGCCUGCGGACAUUAGCUUUUCAGUACCGGCAAAAUCGCCGGGAUAUUCGCCAGAAAUUGACACUGUCGAGUUGAGAGAGACUAAGGAUACUUUAAAGGCUGUGCCAAACGAAGAGCUCAGCACCGAUAUCAGUGUUGACCCAGUCUCAAGCACUGGGAAGCCUAAACUUCCGGAAAUGAAUUUAGAUAAAGGCAUUGUGGGCUGGGACAGUCAAGAGGAUCCAUCUAUGCCUUUAAAUUUCUCGCAGAAUCGAAAAUGGGCUCUCCUUGCCCAAAUUACUGCAAUCACAUUUGUUUCUCCAUUAUCGAGUACGAUUUUCGCCCCCGGUGCUACUUUCAUGGACAAAGACUUCCACAAUUCCAAUUCACUCCUCUCAAGUUUCACCGUCUCUGUUUAUAUUCUUGGAUAUGUCCUUGGACCUUUAUUUAUCGCUCCCGCGAGCGAGUGUUGGGGUCGCAGGCCUGUUCUUUCGGCCACAAACUGGUGGUAUGUCAUUUGGCAGGCCGGCUGCGCAGUUGCGCCAAACAUAGGGUGUCUAAUAGCGUUUCGGUUUCUUGCUGGAUUGGGCGGUGCUGGCUGCAUGACCCUCAACGGUGGAAUUAUUGCUGAUCUGUUCGUUCCCGAAGAGCGAGGAGCCGCCAAUGCCCUCUCUGCAAUUGGCGUCAUUUUUGGCCCCGUUAUUGGCCCUAUUUUUGGCGCUUUCAUCGGGCAAAGAGCAGGCUGGCGCUGGAUAUUCUGGGUCCUUUGCUGCUUGAGUGGAGUGAUCACCAUCGUGAUUCAGAUAUUCAACAAGGAAAGCUAUGCUCCCGUCAUAAUCGCAAGGAAGACCGCCAAAUUGUCGAAAGAGCUAGGUCGUAAAGACCUUAGGUCUUGCUAUGACGUUGAUGAAGUGGAGACGAAACCCGAAAAGUUUCAACGUGAGUUCACGCGUCCUCUUCGAAUGCUGUUCCUCUCACCGGUUAUUGCUCUUUUCUGCACGUAUAUGUCUUUGGUCUAUGGGCUUCUCUACCUACUUCUCACGACUCUACCCAUGGUCUACACGGAAACAUAUCACUGGUCAACAGAGCUCACCGGUCUGGCAUCACUCGGAAUCGGGAUUGGAUUUUUCGUGGGUCUCGUGGUUAUUGGUUUGACAAGUGACAAAAUCAUUGUCAAGCUAACUAAUUGGAACGGUGGUAUCUAUGAACCAGAGAUGCGACUUCCAUACAUGACUCUCUUCGCAAUUCUCAUUCCAAUUUCUUUUUUUUGGUAUGGUUGGGCUGCCGAUAAAGCGGUCCACUGGAUUGUACCAAUCAUUGCUCUUUCUCCUUUUGGAUUCGGUAUGCUGGGCAUCUUCUUCCCAAUUCAGAUGUACCUCAUUGAUGCCUUUCCCGUUCACUCGGCCUCGGCAAUGGCAGCUUUGACGGUCUCACGAUCCCUUGUUGGUGCAUUAUUGCCGAUGGCUGGACCGCAAUUAUACAGCUCACUUGGACUUGGGUGGGGCAAUUCCUUGUUGGGGUUUAUCGCUUUGUUGAUGGUUCCAAUGCCCUACUAUCUCUGGAAAUAUGGUGGUACUAUUAGAAAGAGACACGUGAUCAAACUGUGA